AUGCUCCACGACGCGCGUGGCUGGCUGCUCGCCCAGCUCCGGGCAGCCAAGCCUUCCUUCAUAUCCAAGAAGCCCCAUUUCAACUUCAUCUCGGCUCACUACUUCUGGAUCUGUGGCCUCACCAUCCUCGGCUCUAUUCUGAUUUACGCCACUGCCGGCGGCCAGAUGGCAUACGUUGACGCUCUGUUCUUUGCCAGCGGAGCCAACACACAAGCCGGCCUCAACACCAUCGAUGUAAAUCUGCUGAACACUUUCCAGCAAAUAUGUCUCUACGUCUUUGCCAUGACCUCCAACCCCAUCACCAUCCAUUCCUCCGUCGUCUUCCUCCGACUCUACUGGUUCGAGAAGCGAUUCCAGACCGUUGUCCGCGAGGCUCGCCAGCGGCGAAACACCAUAUCCAAAUCCAUGUCCAGAGCCAGGGGAGAUGACUUGAACCAGGCAGAGAGAGGCCGCGGCCUGAGUGUACGGAACAUCCAGGUCAUCCAUAGGAGGAGGGGUCGGAUGACCAACGACGGCAUCGUGUACGAUAUGAAGGACGACGAGGACGGUCGCAUUUCGCCUGGCAGCAACGGCUUCGUUCCAAUUCCCGGAACCCCAGCCCAUCGUUCUUCGGGCGAGCAGACUCCCAAUACUGCCCCGGGGUCCCAAGAUGACGCCAACGACGUCGAUGCAUCGCAAAACCGAAUCACCUUCGCCCGAAAUGUUUUCCGAAGUGAUGGAACCGAGCCGGAAGUCAAGCUCCCGCCGCCAUCUUCUCCUGCGCACUUGGCCAUCCUUGAGCGGCAACGCAACGAUCAAAAUGGGGAGACCCUGCGAAUUCCCAACCCUAGAGACGUUGAGAAGGGGAUAGAGCCCAAGCGUGUUGAACACGGCGAUGCUCCAGAGCCGGAGGACGACAGAGAUCAUAGCCACGAUCAUUCCGCUGCCAGCGGGGCGAACGGGAUGGCCAACGAUGUCGGCAAUGUUGGCCGACGACAGACGAUCAAGAUCGAAGAGCCGGAGCGGCCUCGAGACCACCACGAGCCCCCUGUCAAGGAUGAGCUUGCAGAUGAAGCCGAGGCUAUCGGCAGAGCCAUUUUCCCCUUCACGUUCCGCAGGCAUCGCAAGAAGCAACCGCAGGAUGAUGCCACAUCGGAAAACGCUUUGACGAGAGUUCGGAGCCGCGUCGAUACGUUCCGGUCAGCCCUGUCACGCGACAAGCAAGACGACAUGCCCUACCUCAGUUUCACGCCUACUUUGGGUAGAAACUCUGCCUUCCCUGGCCUGACACAGGACCAGCGUGAGGAACUAGGAGGAAUCGAGUACCGGUCGUUGAGGACGCUUGCCGUCAUUCUACUCUGUUACUUUUGGGGCUUCUCGCUUUUUGCGAUCGCAUGCUUCCUUCCAUGGGUUCACACUAGCUCAAACGACAAAUACGGGAACUACAUCGAAUCCAACGGCGUCAGCAAAGCCUGGUGGGCCAUCUGGACCGCGAACUCGGCUCUCAACGACCUGGGUCUCACCCUGACCCCCGACAGCAUGAACUCUUUCAACGACGUGCCUUUCAUUCUGUUGAUCAUGUCGUUCCUCAUCAUAAUAGGCAACACUGGCUUCCCUGUGAUGCUCCGGUUUGUUAUCUGGGUCCUGUCAAAAGUUGUUCCUAAGGGAGGUCUCCAUCAGGAGCUCAGAUUCUUGUUGGACCACCCCCGUCGCUGCUUUACCCUGCUAUUUCCAGCAGGUGCAACAUGGUGGCUGUUGACUAUUCUCAUCGGUCUCAAUGUCCUCGAUUUGUUGUUCUUCGUUCUUCUCGAUCUCAACGACAACGCCGUCAGCCAUCUGCCAGUUGGCCUCCGCAUCGUCGACGGCCUGUUCCAGGCGGCAUCGACCAGAACCGCAGGUUUCUCUGUGGUCAACAUUUCACUUCUGCACCCUGCUGUCCAGGUUUCGUACAUGAUCAUGAUGUACAUUUCAGUCUUCCCCAUCGCCAUCUCCAUUCGUCGCACCAAUGUUUACGAGGAGAAAUCACUCGGCGUAUACCAUCACCCCGACGAAGACGUCGACACUGCGAAUGAGAAUAGCGCCAUGUCUUACGUGGGAACCCAUUUGCGUCGACAACUUUCCUUCGAUUUGUGGUACGUGUUCUUGGGGCUCUUCAUCUUGGCCAUCACCGAAGGACCUCGCAUUCAGAAGAAGGACUUCGAUGUCUUUUCCGUGCUGUUCGAGAUAGUGAGUGCCUACGGUACCGUUGGACUGAGUCUCGGCUAUCCCAACGUCAACGCAUCUCUCUGCUCGCAGUUCACCACCGGAGGCAAGCUUAUCAUUAUUGCCAUGCAAAUCCGUGGAAGACACCGUGGUUUGCCUUACGGCCUUGAUCGCGCUGUGCUCCUUCCGAGCGAGUCGCGCUUUGAAAAGGAGGCUGAAGAGGCGCCAUUGCCAGUACUAGUACGAUCUGCUACUGGCGCAUCAACAGGAACAGCCGUGAGCGCCAGUCGAUCUCAUCUAAGAUCGAGAAGGCAGAGCACUAAUCGCGGAAACAUCAACAUCUUGACCCAAUUCCUACACCCUGGUCCUCCCAUGGUCCCGCACGAAGACAGUUUUACGUCCCGACGCAGCAGGUCUUUCGAGGUUGGCGACCACCAUCUGCCAAUAGCAGAGGAGAUGAGGAGGCGUGCCACAGAGCCAGCUGAGGACGAUAGCACGUCUACCGACUCUGAGGUUAUGAACACGACUCGAAGAGUCAACACUACACCAGCGCGCUAG
Colletotrichum chrysophilum is the source of this 2739-nucleotide messenger RNA. RefSeq lists its product as uncharacterized. Gene Ontology annotation, biological process: intracellular potassium ion homeostasis; potassium ion import across plasma membrane. Lineage: Eukaryota; Fungi; Ascomycota; Sordariomycetes; Glomerellales; Glomerellaceae. The transcript has 3 exons. The record is from RefSeq and is a predicted model, not a curated record. Gene Ontology annotation, molecular function: high-affinity potassium ion transmembrane transporter activity. Bases 1 to 2739 code for a protein of 912 amino acids. Gene Ontology annotation, cellular component: plasma membrane.